This is a messenger RNA of Uloborus diversus, 1194 nucleotides long. Its product is annotated as monocarboxylate transporter 2-like. The transcript has a single exon. The record is from RefSeq and is a predicted model, not a curated record. Bases 1 to 1194 code for a protein of 397 amino acids. Gene Ontology annotation, molecular function: monocarboxylic acid transmembrane transporter activity. Lineage: Eukaryota; Metazoa; Arthropoda; Arachnida; Araneae; Uloboridae. Gene Ontology annotation, biological process: monocarboxylic acid transport.
AUGGGUAUCUCCUCCGCCGGUUCCGGAUUAGGAACCUUGGUAUUCUCACCCCUUCUCAAUUGGCUGAUAUAUUUAUACUUCUGGGAUGGUGCGAUGAUGAUUUUAUCAGGAUUAGUCCUGAACUGUGUUGUCUUCAGUCUCCUGUACAGACCCAUCAACUUGAAGAAAUGGGACCCCUCUUCCGUUGGAGCGUGCGCAGCGGAAGAGAACAGGACGAACCUCGAACUCGCACGUGAAACAGAACGGGAUAACAGCAAGUCGAUUCUUGCAUCUAAUUCUGUAGGUGGAAAAUCGAAGUCUGUUAUUGAUGGUGAAACUUCAUCUGCUUCAAGAAAGGAAUCCACAGAAUUUAAUUCUGCAGAUGGAAAAUCGAAGUACGAUAUUUAUAUUGAAACCCCAUCUUCAGGAAAGGAAUCCAGAGAAUUUAAUUCCGCAGAUGGAAAAUUGAAGUAUGAUAUUGACAAUGGAGUUCAAUCUGCUUCAAGAAGGGAGUCCACGGAAUUUAAUUCUGCAGAUGAAUCAUCGAAGUCUGUUAUUGAUAACGAAACCCCAUCUGCUUCAAGGAAAGAAUCCACCGGAAAUACAGACAAUUUUUCUCCGUAUUCCAGUUUCAAUCCACAGACGUUAAGUGAUCCCGGAUUACUAGACAGACCUUGUGUGUUUUACCAUGGAAGCGUCAUAUGCAGUCAGGAUGAUGAAAGCAAAAUCGAACAGAAAGAUAAAAAGGCUUACGAACACUAUUGUCUCCCGGAAGUCGAAAGCGAAUAUGAACAGAAGAAAGAAAAGACUCACAAGCACUAUUAUCCGCCUGGAUUUAAAGCAGCUUGCGCUGAUAUGGUGGAUUUCUCUCUAUUGUAUGAUCCAGUUUUCCUGACUUUCGCUUUCGGAAAUUUCCUGAUGUUCAUCGGGAUACAUAUACCUUUCGUGUUCACAGCUCAGCGAGCUCUGGAAUACCACUUAGUGUCAAUGGAUCAAGCAAGUUAUCUGUUGUCUGUGAUUGGUAUAUCCAACACAGUUGGUCGACUGCUGUUUUGCUUUUUGUCAGACCAUAUCUCUUUCAGAAAACUCUACGUCUACAACGUCUGUGCAGCUGUGAACGGAAUUUCAACAAUCUUGAGUUCUUCUGCUACUCAGUACUAUCAUGUGAUACUUUAUUGUAUUGUGUUCGGCAUGAUGUUCGGUAAGUUUUUUUGA